CUGAACGCAAUCCUACUUUUGUAAAUAACCAUUGAAAACAAAUAUGGCUGCCACCAUGGGCAGCAUGCGACGAAACCUGAAAGAUUUUUCUACCCUUCUGGAAAAACCCGAAGUAUUUCUCAGCACACAGCCAUCUUUAUGCAAGAAGUUAAGGACUGCCACCAAAGCUGUGUAUGACUUUGCAAAGACCCAGGAAUCUGGAUUUCCUUCUGGUGAAGGAGCGUUACCUCGACUGAUUGUUAAGGACUUCGAUGAAGAACAGAUCUGGCAGGAAAUAGAAUUACAGAACACACACAGCGUGAAGAAGUUACUGUUUGCUGUAUCUGGAGUUCUCACCAAGAAAAACAUAAGUUUUAAAGGUGGUGCCAAACCUUCACCGAAGAAAUGGAAGAAGGGGGAAGGAGAAGAAGGUGAAAAGGUUGUGUUGGCGGAGGAAGAUGAAGAUGAAGCGAGCAGCGAUGAAGACGCUGAGGACGAGGAGCUGCGACGUAUCAAGACCCGUCUGGAAGGAGGGGAAGACUCGGAUGACUUUGAUGUGGGGUCAAGUGACCUUGAGAUGGGGGAGGAUGAGAUUAUGGAGGAAGAGGAAGAGGAGGAGGAGGAGGAUGACAUUGAAGAGGACAAUACACAGAAGAAACGAAAAAAGUUAAAAUACAAAAGUGUGGUAGAUGACAAAUUUUUCAAAUUAUCUGAAAUGGAGGCAUUUUUAGUGCAGGAGGAUGCUAGGGAAGAGAAACGUCGUCGAUUGGAAUCUGGAGGUGAUGACGGUGAUGAGAGUGAUGACGAAGAAGAUGAUGGCGAUGAUAUUGACAUGUUUGCUGAAAUCCCUACAUCGGAGGAGGAGGAUGGGGGAGGAGAGCUGAGGUAUGAAGAUUUCUUCGACCCACCUGAUGAAGAACCAGAAAAAAAAGAGAAAAAGAAAAAAGUGAAGUUUGCACACGAUGAGAAGGAAAGUGAAGAAGAAGACGACGCAUCUGAGGAAAUGGAAUCCGACAAGGAGGAAGUCGUCGACAGCAAGGUCAAGGCUGUCAGUAAAACAGAGUCUCUGUCAACCUUUGAAAAGAGGCAGGAGAAGUUGAGGAAGCGUAUCGACCAGCUUGAAAAGGCAAGUCUGUCUGACAAGACAUGGCAGCUGACUGGGGAGGUAGCCGGACCUGCCCGCCCUGAAAACAGCCUGCUGGAGGAGCAUCUGCAGUUUGAUGUGACAACACGGGCAGCCCCUGUUGUGACUGAGGAGACAACCAAGACUAUUGAGGACAUUGUACGGCAGAGGAUUAAGGACAAGGCGUGGGACGAUGUGGAGAGGAAGGUGAAGCCUAAGGGGGAUGUGUUUGAGUACAAGAAGAGGAUAGUCUUGGACCAGGAGAAGAGCAAGCAGAGUCUUGGCGACGUGUAUGAACAGGAAUUCCUCAAACAGCAGAAGGAGGAGAAAGAAGAAAGAGAGGAAGAAGAUCCUAAACAUGAAAAUAUCCGCAAGUCCAUGAGAUCUUUGUUCCUCAAGCUUGAUGCACUGUCAAACUUCCACUACACACCAAAAGAGGCCCGGCCAGAACUGAAGAUUGUGUCCAACAUGCCCACGAUAGCAAUGGAGGAGGUCGCACCUGUCAGCGUCAGUGACCAGAAGUUGUUGGCGCCAGAGGAAGUAAAGGAGAAGGCAAAGCGAGAUUUGAAAGGAGAGACUGAGAGGACAACGGAGGACAAGAAGAGGGACCACAGGGAGAAGAAGGAGAGGAAGAGAGUUCGCAGGAAGGAGCGUGAACAGCGGGAGAAGCUGGUGUCCAAGCUGAACCCAGGGCUAGGGAACAAGUACAGCAAGGAGAAGGCUCUUCGGGAUCUGGAGAAGAUUGGCAAGUCCGACAGUUCGGUCACACUCAUGAAGAGUGAUUCCAGUAAGACAAGUCUGACGUCUUCUUCUGCCUUCUUCACCAAGCUACAGGAUGAGGUGUCAUCUCACGUCAAACACAGGCAGGCAGACAAGAAAAAGAGCCAGAAGAAAACAUCCUCAGUGAAAUUAAAAUUGUAGAUAAGAGAAUAAAACAUUUUCAAAGAAAUU
Molecule: messenger RNA, 2053 nt
Organism: Haliotis rufescens (red abalone)
Lineage: Eukaryota; Metazoa; Mollusca; Gastropoda; Lepetellida; Haliotidae
Product: U3 small nucleolar ribonucleoprotein protein MPP10-like
Exons: 12
Coding region: 44-2023 (659 amino acids)
Biological process (GO): rRNA processing
Cellular component (GO): small-subunit processome; nucleus; sno(s)RNA-containing ribonucleoprotein complex
Source: RefSeq, a predicted model, not a curated record